Phialemonium atrogriseum is the source of this 857-nucleotide messenger RNA. RefSeq lists its product as uncharacterized. Lineage: Eukaryota; Fungi; Ascomycota; Sordariomycetes; Cephalothecales; Cephalothecaceae. The record is from RefSeq and is a predicted model, not a curated record. The transcript is spliced from 2 exons. The coding region runs from base 90 to 671 and encodes 193 amino acids.
AGAAACCUCUACCUACCUAUUAUCGUCCUUGAACCACACCAUAUUUUUAAACUUCCAAAUCUCAAAUAUACCUGGAUCAUACUUCGAAAAUGCCAGUAUUAGCUGUCCAGGGCUUCAGGAUGCUGCGUAACGACCUGAGCAAAUUCCUUGUGCGCAAUGGGCUGUCAAACGUUUGGGACACAGAUGCAGAACCUCUGGUAGCGAAUGAUGAUGGGGUUUCUGCAGAGGAAGAAGAGGAGAUUAUAACAGUAUUCAGACAAAAGGGUAUAGACUGCAAUCUUAAAAUUGUACUACCCUGGCCUAACGUCGACUGGGAUUUUGACCCUUCGAUAUGGGUCUUUGUUUGCUUUUACUGGGUCUACCUUCUUUCUAAUAAGAGGAUUGAUAACGAACUGGACGAGCCAGUCCCUGCGUCUUUUAUGCAUCUCCGUCAGAUGCUCCAGGUCCAAUCGCCUAUCUGCCAGUACCUCUUGAAUACCAAUAAACCAACAACUUGGAAGUUUGAAGGGCUAGCUAAGGAGCUAAAUAAGAUUCCGGUUACUUGCGAUAAGUGCGAUCUAAUAUUUACUACCGACGACAACCCUGGAGAUUCUCCGCGCCAAGCAAGGUAUCAGCACCGGGCUAAACUCCACGGCAGAGGGGGAUGUUGGCCACUUCCUGACAACUUUUGAAGGAGGCUGUUACAUUCAUUACUUGUGAAGGCAUCGCCAACCCUUCCCUAGUGUAUCGGACUUGGGCCAUCUUUCAUUCAGGAGUUACAUCAUGAGUUUCACUUGUAUUUUAGUACUGGAACUGAUAGCUGGAGAGAGGAGAUCUCUUCCCUCUGAUAAGAAUCAGUCUCUGACUGAAUAAGGAUA